Protobothrops mucrosquamatus (brown spotted pit viper) is the source of this 1638-nucleotide messenger RNA. Its product is annotated as urokinase plasminogen activator surface receptor-like. The record is from RefSeq and is a predicted model, not a curated record. Lineage: Eukaryota; Metazoa; Chordata; Lepidosauria; Squamata; Viperidae. The coding region runs from base 1 to 1638 and encodes 545 amino acids. The transcript has 14 exons.
AUGGCUGUGUGGGAAGAAUACUGCCAACAGAUCAAGACCUUACUGCUGACGAUCACAUUUGUCUUCUGUCUAUUGAAUGCAGUGAGUGGCCUGCGGUGCUAUCAGUGUGUUGGGAUGUUCCAUGAAUGUGUCCAGUCGGAGCAAUUGUGUGCACCAAGGGAUCGGUCCUGCUUCUCCUCCACCAUCAAACUUUUCUAUUCAAACAACUAUACAGGAAUAUUUUUGCUUCCAGAUUUAGAGAUUGCUGAGUACGUGAUGAAAGGCUGUUCAGGCGAAAGUGUAUCCAAUCGCACAGCUAACGUCUAUUCAGAAGAUGAUCAUGAAGUACACAACACCUAUUACUGUGACUCUAACUUCUGCAAUAUCCGGUUCACAGGCGCUCCAGCCAGCCCCACCCAAGCAGCCAAUGGCAUGGAGUGCUACAGCUGUUUUGAUCGGGGCACAGGCGACUGUGCUGAAGGAAAUGCUACUCGGGUCAAAUGUUUGGGAGAUAUGAAUCAGUGCAUGGAUUUUACUGUGAUCAAUGGCGCCUGGAAAAUGACGUACCGGACAUGUGCCUUGGAAACCUUGUGCCGCCGGCAAUAUAUGAUGCCAGAACUCCCAGGGAGACUGGAGAUCAGCUGCUGUUCUACUCCUCUCUGUAACGAUGGGCGACCUGGCCUUAAAAGCAUCUGCAGCCACUUCUCAGAGCAAGGAGUGAAGAAGCAGCCUGAGAAUGGCUUGGAAUGUGCCAGUUGCUGUGAUUCAGGCCAAGGUGAAUGUACUCAUGGAAACUGGACUCACGUCAAGUGUGUUGGGGAGCAGACCAAGUGUGUGAAUGUUACAGAGAAAGGUCAAACAUUACUGCGUGGCUGUAGCUUGGAGAAGCUUUGUUGGGAGAAACCACAGUUGCUGGGACUGGACCGAAAUUCUGCUAUCAACUGCUGCUCCAGCCCUCUCUGCAACAGAAGCAUUUUGGAGAACUCCGUAGCUCUAGUACCUUUUGCAGGAAAUAGUUUUGGAGAAGACAAAUGCACCCACGAGUCCAUCUCGGCCGAAGACUUUCUUCCCAAUGCUCCAGAUUUUGGAACUGGCAUAAGAAUGUGGAAUCCAAAGAUGAAUAACUUGAGGACCAAGAACUUGGACGCCAUUUUCUGCUUCAAUUGUACCAGUACAGAAGGUUAUAACUGCAGCACAGCUCAGCAGAAAUGUCCACUUACGGUCAACAGCUGUAUCACCAUCGCCCGGGAUGAGGACACAGGGACACAAGACAUAGAAAACCCAGUUUACGAGAAGAAGUGCAACUCUGACGACCGAUUGUGCAACCAGUUUUAUGGGUUGAUGGCAGGGGAUUUUCGCAUGCGGUGGAAUUCCAGCUGCUGCCGUGCUGACCGCUGCAACAUUGAGGAAAUAACGGGCUCCUGGAGAGUUCAAAAAGCAUCUCAGAAUCGGAAUGGAGUCCAUUGCAAUUCAUGCUUUGCCCAUGGCACAGAUUUGUGUCUCAACAAGACCGAGAUGGCCUGCACAGGCCUCAUGACCCACUGCAUCCACUUUGCCACCCGUGCCAAGAAAGCUGUUCGGCGGAGCGCCAAACAGCUGAGCCGGCAAAUCCGCAAGUUCGGCCAGCUGAAGAUCUUGCCCCUUCCCCCCUCCCAUUAG